Messenger RNA from Lotus japonicus, 1911 nucleotides. RefSeq lists its product as uncharacterized. The transcript is spliced from 11 exons. NCBI's taxonomy places the organism in Eukaryota, Viridiplantae, Streptophyta, Magnoliopsida, Fabales, Fabaceae. Bases 131 to 1720 code for a protein of 529 amino acids. The record is from RefSeq and is a predicted model, not a curated record.
AUUUCAAAUGAUGCUUCACCCUGCGUGUUGUCCGCAUAGCUGCUGCACAAUACAAAAUCUCCUCCGAUGACCAUGAUCCCCCCGAGCGACACGGCCCUGGUUCAACCACCACCCAAUUUUAGUGGCUGCAAUGGGUGGUGAUGGUAUAGUUGAAGUUGUGGGUGGUAAAGGGUGCUCGAGGCUGUUUUCAUCUUCAUUCAGAGGUCUUCAACCAAUGGAGCCAGUGUCUCCUGCUUCAUCCUCUUCACGAGUUCGAUCAAGUGCUCCUUUUGCUGGUCUUGUUAUAUGUGUUACUGGUUUAUCUAAAGAAACAAGGAAUCAGGUCAGGGAAGCUACGGAGAGAUUAGGCGGCCAGUAUAGCUCCAAUCUGCAUCCCCAAUGUACCCACUUGGUGGUUCAAAGCUUUGGUGGACGCAAGUUGGAGCAUGCACUGAAGCAUGGAGCGAAAAAUGGUCUCCUUGUUGUCACACUUGGUUGGUUUGUGGAUAGUGUCAGGAAAAAUGUGAGGUUGACUGAAUCGCAUUAUAGUGUUAAGAGUUACGGGGAUAACAAUAUGCGCUUGGAUGAUUUUAAACUGCUUACUCGGUAUACAGAAGCUGAAAACUAUUGCCUUCCUGCAAGAAUCCAUGAAACCAAGCAUGCUCAUAGUGUUGAAGAAAUUCAAAGAUUCUCUGGGAGAGAGUCAACUUUGUCGGGAUGUUCCAUCUAUGUUGAUCCCGGCAUUUCAUCUGAAUUGUGCACCAAGGUUGUUGAGACUGCCUCAAGAGAAGGUGCUCGUUUGGUGGAACAAUGGUUUGUUGGCUGCAAUGUUAGUCAUGUAGUGACUGAAGGGACAUCCAUCCAAAGAUAUCUUGGAUACUCUAGUAACCUCGUUACACCUCUGUGGAUCCUCAAGACCGCUAAGGAGAAAAAUGUGCAAAGACUUGUUCACAUGUCUGCUGAUUUGGCAAAGCAAGUUGGUUUGAUGCUUGAAGACAUUAACAAUGGCAUUUCAGGGAAGGAAGUAAUAAAGCAAAAAGUCCAUGGUGAUCUUCAGGGCAGUAAAAGUGAAGUUAGUUACAAAGAAAGGCAACAAAUUGUAAAUUCGGCAAAAAUUGGAGUUAGAAACCGCCGUGGCCGUCGAAUGCAGACUUGUCAGACUCCAAUUCGUCCUAUAACACCCAACAAUCUCCUGGACUCCAUCAGCUGGUCGAUAUCCGAACCAACUUCAACUGCUUCUAUUUACACAGACUCUUUCAGUGUUGAAGAUCCCAGUGAAAAUUGCAAUUCAAUAUUUUUUGAAUCAAAAGGGGAUGGCAAGGAUUCAGAAGCUUCAUUUGCAAACUCCACUCGUCCUCUAACAGAAAGUGAGAAAUCUGAGUUGAUAUUUAAAAACCAUUUUCUUACUAUACUCUUCCCAAUAGACCGAUUUUCUGAGAUGGGUCCUUCUUCAAGAACAUUUUUCAGCCACAGCGGUUUUACUUGUCUUCAGGUGUUGGAUCAUAUCCAGGCAUUUUAUCAGGAGAACAUGUCAAGCCAGGAAAUAGAAGCAGCAAUUCACACUGACUCAAGACACGCUGAUAGGCUUCGAUCGGUGUACUCGAGUAAGGAAACAGCAGAACAUGGCUGUGUGAUGUUCAAACGGAUUGAAUUCAUAGGUAGUCGUACAAGUUUUGAAAUGUUGAAGCGUGUAGCCGGGGACAACAACUCCAACGUGUAUGAACUAUUACUUAGGGCGUAAAGGUACAUCACAUGUGUGUGUGCUGCAAGUUACACAAGCUAGUAACUGGCAACACCUAUUUUUUAAAAGGAUUAUCACUGUAAUAUGAAGAUGUAAAUGUUGUUGGUUUUGGAUAUGGAAAAAGAAAAAAGUAUAGUUGGUUUUGGGUGCUGAUUUCAUUAAUGUAUUAAUGUGUUUGUUUAUUAAUAUUA